Molecule: messenger RNA, 1056 nt
Organism: Triticum turgidum subsp. durum (durum wheat)
Lineage: Eukaryota; Viridiplantae; Streptophyta; Magnoliopsida; Poales; Poaceae
Source: the annotation of a GenBank genome assembly
AUGGGUGUCUCAGAUGCUCUGCAAUGGUGGGAGGAGUGGCCGCUGCGCAUCCUUGUCCUCAGCAGCCUGGUGAUUCAGUACAUCCUCUUCGUCGCGUCCUACGCGCGUAAGUUCCCCAUCAGAUCCUGGUUUAGACCCGUUAUAUGGCUAGCGUACCUGGGCAGCGAUGCCAUUGCAAUCUAUGCGCUGGCCACCCUCUUCAACCGCCACAGGAAGCCACGGCAGGAGGAUGGAGACAGCGGUGGCAGCAUCCUCGAGGUGUUUUGGGCGCCUAUCCUGCUCAUACGCCUUGGAGGACAGGAUGGCAUAACCGCCUACAACAUGGAGGACAACGAGUUGUGGACGCGCCACAUCCUCACCUCGAUGUCUCAGAUCACCGUGGCCGCGUAUGUCUUCUGCAAAUCUUGGCUAGUCGGCAGCGACAAGAAUUUGCUGGUUGCUUCAAUAUUGCUCUUCAUCCCCGGUAUCCUCAAAUGCUUUGAGAAGCCCUUAGCUCUCAACAGAGCUAGCAUUAACAGCCUGGUGAGCUCUAAUGAGCCUAUUGUGAGGCCGAUUGGCACACAUAAAUGUAAGCUCAAGAUUGAUCCGCUUCAAGAUUUCAUUGCCAAGGCAACCACUCGUGCUGGGGCAACUGAUAACCUUUUAGCACCAGCCACUCCUUAUAAGUUAUUUGUAGACCUUGCAUCUCCUUCUACUGAUGAUCGAAUCAGGAUGCUACAGUCUUUCUCAGCACUUGAUGACGACUGUCUCUAUAUGAAGCUGACGGAUUUUCUCUCUCAGACAUUUCAGCUCCUCUACACCAAAGAAAAGUUGCACCCUACCAUGGUUUAUUCAGAUUUACAGCUCAAGGACCAUAUAAUUCCCAGCAGAUCAGAGCGGAUGGUACUCAUCUUUUGUUAUUUUGUCCGUUUAUUUGCUUUGUACCUUCCAUUCGCAGCCAUAGGCCUCUUUCACCAUAGUCAUAGAGAAGCUUACAAUGAAGAUGAUGUCAAGGUCACAUAUGUGCUGCUCUGUUGUACUGCUGCCCUGGAAUUUUAUGCAGCGAUGCUAAUGUGA